AUGGGCACCUUAGAACCGUCACCUAAGGCAGGAAGAAAAGAUGCGACUAGUCCGCAGUUUUUGAACUUAGUGGCAUCGGCGGUGCUUGAAGACCGAUCACAAAGCAUUGUCGAGAGCUUCGUGCGGGAUAAUCGGUUUCGUAAAAAGACCAUCCCACUUAACUACGCAGAGGAUAAGGAAAGGAUUCGGACGUGUUUGAACAAUGCGGACAAACGAAUUGCGGAACUUAUGCGGGAUGGAUUGGAACUUAUCGAGGAUGUUCGCGUGGCCAGCGAUAGACACGAGGUUGAACGACGAGUCGCUGAGGCCGAUAUCAAGGAGAAUCUUCUAAGUAAAAUUCACGCUGAAUCGGUUGACUCCAUUACCAAAUUUCAAACAACCUAUGAGAAGUGGACCGAAAUCAAAGAGCUAAAAGAUCCAAUGAUGAUGAACGAUGAGCUACAGCUUCAGAAAAGCCGUGUCGAAGAACUUCUGAAGCAAAAAGACAUAAUUAUCACCGAGUGCCGCAAGGAGCUUCUUGCUGCUGACGACCGCUACGCCAGGGAUAUACGCAAACAAAUCGUUGACAUUCAGAGUCUCGUCCAUCGAGCCGAUACGGAAGUGGAAGCAAUGAAAAGCAUUCUGAAGGAGAAUCUUGAUCUUAUUCAAGGAACAGUUGAAGAGGAAAGGAUUGUGCUGCAGAAUGCUGCCAACUUUAAUUGGAACGAUGUGUACGCCAAGCGAGCCACCAACGAACGAUUAAAAGUUAAGCAGAAAAAAGAGCGGCUUAUCGCCAAUUUGACCGAAAUUGAACAAAUUGAGCUCGAUUAUGUUGAAACGACGCGCGCCACGAGGAUUAAGCUUGACAAAGACACCCAAGCAUUGGCGAUCGAGUUACAGAAAAUCAAAACGAACACAACGCUGAAUUCGGAAAAGCUAGACUACAGCUUCCAGGUGUUGAAGAAACGUGAGGACGAAAACCUGAUGGUUAAAAACGCCCAGAAGCGCCGGUUGGCAAAACUGCACGAAACAAUCUUUACUCUUCGAAACAAACUUAAAGACACAAAAACGGGAUACUACAUCGAGACCGAAAAGAUGGCCAAAGUGAUUGAGAAGCUUCAUCACAGCGUCGAACACAUUCACAGCAAGUUGGAAUGCUCCAAGAAGGCUUACGAUAAAAGGGUACGCUCCAUUUGGAACAUGAAUCGGGACGAAUGUUUCGAAAUCAUCAAAAACAUAUCGUCGAUAGAUAGGAUUCUCGUCGAGCAGCAUUUGAACCGAAAGUGGAUCAACAAUCUGAGUGCCAUUUCGGAACUGCUCCUAGAGUACGAUCCUUUGUGCACACCGAAGCUACCCGGCACGGCUAAAACAAAACGCAGUCUGACAAGCUCAAAAGAUGAACAACAGAACAAUUUUCCGAUGCUUGAAUCUCUACUACAACAGACCCGAUUCUUGAGCGACAAAAAGUUGGACACAACCUUACAAGGGCAGCAACUAAACAGCUGCGGGUUAACGUUGAUCUGUCUAGACAACGUACUAAAUGCACUUGGAAUCCACAGUAUGGAUGGCGUUCGUGGUUUGCAGUCCACCCAAUGGGUAGCUCAAAAUCUGGCCUGCGACGAAGAAGCCACGGACACGGCAGCAGGGGCCUCUGCGUCUGACGUAGAUAUUGAGGUGGAUAAUAAAGCCUUGACGACUUCCCGUGAUCUACUGGCACUGAAAAUGUACCAACAAGAAGACGAUGACACCAUUCACUCCGCAGGGGACUCCAAAUCGGAUGCGAAACCAACCCUAACCGACACGCGUAAAUUUUGGGAAUCGUUCAAAAACAUUUUCCUCCCGAACCAAAUCAAAGUGUGGAACACGAUGGAAGAAAGUCUGAGCAAGUAUCUUCAAGUCCUGCGUGAACGACAAGCUCUGGAUCAGGAGUGCAGUUUCUUGCGCAAGCAAAACCAGGAAUUGCAGCACAUAAUGCAGAAAAUGCUGAUCAAACCGCUAGGUGACGAUUUUUAAACUACGUCUU
Messenger RNA from Anopheles bellator, 2002 nucleotides. RefSeq names its product dynein regulatory complex protein 1 homolog. The transcript has 10 exons. Gene Ontology annotation, biological process: axonemal dynein complex assembly; cilium-dependent cell motility; regulation of cilium movement. The record is from RefSeq and is a predicted model, not a curated record. Gene Ontology annotation, cellular component: axonemal dynein complex; axoneme. Lineage: Eukaryota; Metazoa; Arthropoda; Insecta; Diptera; Culicidae. Bases 1 to 1992 code for a protein of 663 amino acids.